Molecule: messenger RNA, 807 nt
Organism: Didymosphaeria variabile
Lineage: Eukaryota; Fungi; Ascomycota; Dothideomycetes; Pleosporales; Didymosphaeriaceae
Exons: 1
Coding region: 1-807 (268 amino acids)
Molecular function (GO): carbon-sulfur lyase activity
Source: RefSeq, a predicted model, not a curated record
AUGUCGAAAACAAAGCCCUUUCCCGCCAUCCACGGCGGCUGCUUCUGCGGCUCCACGCGAUACCGUCUAGAGUGCGCGCCUUUGUUCUGCCACGCAUGCCACUGCCAGGACUGCAAUAAGCACACGGGCUCCGUCUUCGCAUGCUUUACGACUAUAGAAGCCGAGUUCAUCUCCUCCAUUGGGAAAACGCCUCCCAAGAUCACCAGAGUCGCCCGCCCGAAUGGGAUCAGCCGGCAUCUCGCUUCUUGCGGCACGUGCGGCACGAGACUCUGGGCUAGCGGCGAUAUCACGCCGGUCACGGCGGAUAUCAAUACGGGGACUCUGGAUCUGCCGGAGAUUAUGGAGCCUGACGUUCAUGAGUACAUUGAGAGCAAAAUUUCUUGGGUGCUGCUUCCCGAAGGGGCGAAGACGUGUAAAGGGCCAUUUGACUAUAGGGAGUACUGGCCGAAGAGCAGUCUGAAGAGGUUGGAGGCCGCGGUCCAGAGGGCUCAAGAACGCCGAAAACUACUAGCGAAAGUCGCGCAGGCCGGUCAGGAAACUGAAGAGGAGAAGGAGGCUGAUAAGACGCCGACUGCGCAGACGCCGGACGAGAAGGAUGGAGUGGUUGAGGAUGACGAGGAGUUCGAGAAGAGGUACCUCGAGACGGAGAAGGCGCUUCAGGAGAGGCUUGAGCAAUUGAGUCUGAGGUUGAAUGAGAAUGAGAAGGUUCAGGGGGAUGACUUACGUCCUGGCGUUGUUCAGCCUGCGAAGGAACCGGAGACAGCAGCAGAAGGACAAGCACCGGCGGCGACCGGCCCCGAGAACUGA